AUGUGUUCCGAGACCAACAAGAUAUUCGUUGGUGCAUUUUUUGGACAAGAAUUCCAAAAAAAGUGUAUGCCUUGGAAGCUUUUAAAAAAAGUCACAAGUGAUUUCUGCUAUCAAGAGAUCUGUCAAGGAAAACCUAAAUGGCCAACUGAUGACUACCUUACCGAAGAUAUAAAAGCAAAGAUCCAAACCUUCUGUGAACCUUGGAAGAAGAAGCUGGGGAAGAAAGUGAACAUGAAGACAUUAUCUGCUGAUCCUGGGUCUUUCGUACCCUUUUUGUUAUCUUUGAACGCAGAAUUUGAGAGAGAACACGAUGAUCAUAAGUCAUUUGACGUAAGACGACGUCCUCUCCCAAAACUGUUAUCCUUACUGCCAAAGGUUUCUGUUCACUGGAGGUUUAUUACCUUGAGUGUGAACGCUCUGUCUUCUUUUGUGAAACGUUCUUUACCCCGCAAUUACCAAAGCCAAUUAGAGCUGUUUUUCCAUGUCUUUGAUUUCAAGAAACUCCGGUACAAAAGACAACAAUCUGGCCAUGGUGCCUCCUUCCAAAAAUUGGAUCGCACUCUUGAUGAUUUCUCUCUGGAUGAAGUUGACAAUACUUAUUUACCUAUUACCCUGGAUCCCGGAAGAAAGUCUGUUUUUAUUGCUGCUAUUGGCCUUGAAUAUAACAGACAAGUGCGAAGAUGCACUACAUCCGAAUACUAUCAUAUGGCAGGGUCAACGAAAUAUUGUAAGAAAUUGAACAGUAUGAAAGCUGUUACAGGAAUAGAUCUAGUAGAAAGUCAAAUCCCCUCGUCAAAGACCUCUCGUCUAGGAGUAUAUGAGGCGUUCACCAGUUAUAUGCUCAAUAACUUAGACGCUCUCUUUAGUUUUUAUGGACAUGAAACAGCAAAGGACCGGUUUACGUUGUACCAAGGAAGGCAAAGAGCACCCGAAACUAUGGCCAACAUCCCACCUCGAUAA
Messenger RNA from Mycotypha africana, 960 nucleotides. RefSeq lists its product as uncharacterized. The transcript is spliced from 3 exons. The coding region runs from base 1 to 960 and encodes 319 amino acids. The record is from RefSeq and is a predicted model, not a curated record. Lineage: Eukaryota; Fungi; Mucoromycota; Mucoromycetes; Mucorales; Mycotyphaceae.